UUCAUUGUAAUGUAAACAUUUCCAUGCGUGUUGAGUGAUAUAUUUAUUUUUUCAGCUUCUUUCACAGAAAUUAACAUAUGUAUAAAACACAGAUAACUUGAACUGAGUGCAAUGGAUCAGAUUCAUUAUUUGCGUUUGGGACUGUGGAACGUUGCAGAGGGAUUGUACAAGUACUUCAUCGAAAAUGACAGCUCUCAUGACGCAAAGUCUCAAAUUCGUUCUUACCAUUGGAAUGUUGCAGUGGAUCCAGAAAGCAACUGCUUUGCAUCACCUGUAGUGAUGACGCCUUGGCAUCAAUCAUGGGUUUCAACUUGGCUUAUCAGUAAUGAAACUGGAGCCUGCAGAGAAAUGACGACUGCAGUCACUGAUGUGCGCAGCCUCAGGAAAGAAACUGAAUUCCAUUACAUUCUGAACAUUUUAUCACCACCACCAAUCAUUCUGAAGGAACUUACUCAUCUUUACAGCCAGACCUUAUUUGCAGACAAAAUAGCAACACCUGUACAAUGCUUUUCCAUGCAUGCCCAUAAGUUUUUGUGUGAUUGUCUGCUUAAGUAUCCUGUGCUAGCAAAUUUCAUUAUCCAACAACUUAUGUGUAUUUGGUCACCAUACUUUAAUGAAAGUGACAAUGAACUGCAAGACAUUUACAAGGAAUGUAUUGAUGCAUGUAUUGAAAAUAUGGAGAAAUUCAGUCGUGAUGCAUCAAAUGAAACAAAAGAUAUCCCUACCUCAAGUCACGUAAUAAGAACAAAAAUUAUUGAAAGUGCAUCGGAUUCAGAUAACACAGCAUCAGUACUAAUUUUCCUUGUCGCCUUAUGGAAAGUUUCAGCAGGAAAAAAUGAACUUUUAGUGAAGCAUAUUUCAGAACAUCUUCCACCAAUAUGUGAAAGAAUGGUAUUGGCUGAACGAGAAAUUUAUUUCAGUCUCAUAGCUAGGAAUGAUGUUGACCAGCUGAAGACAUUUCUGGAUGCAGAAAAUGCUUUUUACAGAAGGAUAAAGACUGAUAGUUUUCAUGACCUAGAACAUAUUUUAAAUAAUUUGAAAAUCCAUGAUGGAACAUUUAGUGUAAAAGAAAUUUUCAUACGAAUGAUAAAUAUAAGAAGACACUGGAUUGAAGAUAUUGUGGAUCUUGUAUGCCAGUCAACAGGGAAAGGAAAUGUAAGUUUUUCACACCUAGGAACCAGUUUAUUUAUGAAUAACAUCUAUCCACUGGUGAUACUCCAAAUCUGGGAGAUAUUUUCAGGAGACAAUGCUGUCUUUCACAUGAUUGACAGGAUUACUGCCAAGUUACAGAUUGAUGGGGAUUCUGUACUUGGUCAAAUAAUUGUGGCACUCCAAUAUCAGAAAACAUUUUCAGAAUGGUGUAAACCAUACUGGCAAACAGAUGUCAUAAGUAACACAAGUUUAUUGUUGCUUGCAAAAAACCACAGCACAUUAGCAGUUCUCCACUGCAUUACAAAUUUGGCUGACACUCAGUGGGAUAAAGUGAAAGAAAUGUUGUGCUAUAGACGAUGUCUCUCAUGUUCCACUUCUGAACAGGAAUCAGUGGAAAAUCUGCACCAAAAUUGGCAAGUUGUGACAUUUGAUGCAUUUUGUGCUUUAAUGACAGCAUUUAAUGUUAUCCAUGCUGGUGCUGAAAUAGAAAAGAUGGCAGACACACAACAGCAUUGUGCACAUAAAUGUCAACCAGCUACAAAGAGACAAGCUUCCUUGGUUGACGGUGAUGAUGAUGAAAGUAUUAAUAAUGCAACUUUACAAAAGACAUAUGAUGAUGAAGUAACACACAGACUUGCUUAUAUUAAAGAGAAAGUAUGUGGCAUCUAUUCCUUAACUUACAGGGCUGAAAUUAUGGAGAAUUUGUUCUCCAUGCUUCUCCUUGGCUAUGAGUACAUGCAAGAUGAAAAUUCCUCAUUGAGUGGCACAGAAGAAACUGAGUCUGUGUUGAAAACUGAGGUUUCUCAUCACUUGGAACCUAGUACCAGCUCAGAAAACUCUGAAAGAAAAACUGAUAAACUUGUUUCAGCAUUGAAUACAGGUAUUAGUCAGGGUGUUUAUGACUGUUCAUCUCCAGAAGUGUACUAUGUACCUAAACCAAAGCAAUGGCUAAAGCAAGAGAGUUUAAAAUCUAAAAGAAGAUGUUCUCUUACUGAACAAUCACACAAUUGGAGCAGUUAUAUUGCUGAUAAUGGUUUUGUGAACAACAGAUGCAUAGUUCGAGAUCUAUUGUUUUGUUUAAAAGAGUGCUUAGAAGAGACCAGCACUUUGUAUUAUAAAUCACGUGCAUCUGGUACUAGAGAAACAUUACAUUGUAAAGCCGUACCUUCCUCUGUGACUGAUGAAACUCUUCCAAAUCGUUUACACAGGUUAUCACAGUACAUAAGUGAGGCAGCAUGGAGACUUCAUGUCUUAACUGAUGACAAGUUUGUAAAUAACAUAGGAAAGAGUCCUGAAAUGUGUGAGACCUCCAUAGUAGACAGCCAUUUUGAUUGGCAUUAUCCUUGUGAUGAUACUACAAGUGAAAGUGACAGUGAUACUAAUGAAAAUGGGAUUGCUGCCAGAAACAAAAUUAGGCACCGAAAAUUUCGAAGAAAGACAAAAUCCUUCACUGAAAGGUCAAGUGAGAAUGGUUCACAGUCAGAACCAUCAGGUGAAACUUCUCCAAGUCAAUCUGCAGCGUGCUUUGUACCCAAAAGUAAUAAGAAACGAAAAUCGGGGCGUGUUCUGUCGCCUUUUGGUUUCAUCAAUGUCAUGCUCUCAUCACACGCAAGUCUUGCAAUUCAGUGUCUAUCGAGAGGCGACCUCGAGAAGGCCAAACUCGUUAUAAAGAUGAAUGAAGCAGAGGAAGGACCUUUGGCUAAAGAAGUGAGGUUUACUGAAGCAUAUAGUCAACUGAAACUACGUCUGAAUGCUAAUUCACUUGAAAAUCAAAAAGCAAGACCAGGACUAAAUAGCAUGAAACCUAUUGCCUCCUCAGAGCAUGCUCCUGUGUUACACCCACCAAUUCUUCAGUCGAUAAAAGAAACUGCAGGUGCCAACAUUCAUACAACAGCUGUGACCUGCGAAGUGGAACAUUUCCUGUCAAAGGUGUCACCACCUGUCAUAGAAGACCUCAGCAAAGCUGUUUCAGUUGGAAAUCUUCAGUCCAGUGCAGCCCUUCAGUGUGCAGACUGUGAGACAGCUAUUGUCAUCAUAGAUAUGCUCUUAACACUUGGAUCAAGCCAGGAACAUUCAGUUAGUAUGUUAGCAGUAGCCCAGUCCCAUUGCCCAAUGCUCAAGACUGAAGAAUCACAAGAAGCUUCACGUAAUAGCUCAGCUGGUUUUGUUAUUUUUGCCUCUGCAAUAGGAAAAACUCUAGAUUUUCUUGUGAGUGAUAGAAACUCUGAAGAUACUUCACAUUCAUUGUCUCAGUUUCUCCCCACUGAUAUCUCCCUUCCUGUUGUUAUAAGUUCUGUACUCUAUCCACUGAAUGUGAAUGCAGCAAUGGAGCUAGUAAAUUACUGGUCAUCUAUGCAGAAUGCUUUGAAAGAGUUUUGUAGAUGUAAAGAUGCAGACAUUAGUAGAAAUGAAAUGCAAGAAGCCAUAAUUACACGUGGAAACUAUCUUCACAACACAAGUGCACACAUUUGUUUCAGAAAGUUAAUGAAGAUGUGCAAUAACAACAGAACAGAGAAGGCAGUGACAAUUACACAGUCUGAACAGCCACGAUAUCUUCAAAGAUUCUAUUCAUACCUCAAGUUCCUAACGUCUCUCCUUGUUCAAAAGACGCCAGUGAAGAAAGAAACACCAAGAUUCUCGUCCUAUUUUGAUGCUUUGCACAGCGGUCUCAUGGAAUAUUUUGGUCAACUAAUUUUUGAUUUGAACAUACCUCCUGUGGCAUUAGAGCAUGAAGCAAGUUUGAUAAAGCAUAACCUUGUUGAUACUGUGGUGCACUGUUGUUGCCCACACAUUACAAGUGGAAACUUAAUAUCCACAUUUCAGAUCACAUGUCAUACAUCUUGGGGUAUGAUAUGCUUAAAUGAGAAUCAGAUGGUUGAAGUCAGUGAUACAAGAAAUCCUGAACUACUCGUCAGAAGUUUGCUUAGAGAUAUUUCACAGCUACUACAAGGAAAUUCAAAAAUUAAUUUGAAGUGUGGUGUAUUAACAAGGCCCGUGGCAUCAGAAAUGGUUGUAGAUCAGAGAGUAAGAAAUGUACUCUCUAGAACUUCAGGACUUUUGUGUGUUGAUUUAAAUCUUCUGUCCUCUGAAGAUGAAGCAAUGGCAUUUUUUCUGAAUGUAGCCAACCUCUUGUGGAUCCACGCACUUUUGACACUGGAAAUAGACUCUGAGUUUAUGCAACCAGGCACCAUACUUACUGCAGAUAUGCCAAAGCACAGUCGAAAAUUUGGUUUGUUGUCUAAAAAUCCUUUAGAAAGAACUAUAGCUAUGAAAUCUGUUGGUUACAACAUUGGACAAUUGGGUUUUGUAUCCCUGUUUACUUUACAAAAGUGGCUUCUCGGAGAAGCUGCAUGUUAUCCACAUAUGCGAUCACUGAAAAAUUUUCUUAGCCAAGAUGAUACAGAGGCAGUGGAGGCAUUAAAAAUACCAUGUGAUCAACGUGUACUGUUCUCAUUGGCUAAUGGGCAAAAUUUUACUCCCAAAAUACAGGUAUUUCUACCUGAAACAGUUGAUUCACAACUCGAUUCUGGAAUAAGCGAAUUCUUAAGCUUCUCUGUAACGUUACAUUCAAAUGGUUGUUUGAUCAUUCCAGAACUUCUGUAUUUUUAUUUGGAAGCAUCAAUACUGAACCAAGAACCAGAAAGCAACACUGCCAUACCUUCCUUUAACUGUAACGUUUCUGCUAAUUACUUUUCUGAAAGUGACCUUGAGUUUGGUUGUAACUCCAAAGAGAAGCUGCAGCUGCUACUGGAAUUCUUGAGUGAUAAUGUAUCAGGAGAUUUUCAGAUACAGUUACGUUCCUUUGCUGAAACUCUUUCAUCAAAAGACGCAGCUCUGUACCAAGAUUGUGUGAGCUGCAGUCAACCUGAUUAUAUUUUUGGUAUCAGAUUUGAAUACCUCAGUACUACAAAUGCAGAGGAGGUGCUGGACUCCAGUUCUCAAUCUGAGGAAAAUAGUUGUAGAAAACAAGCUGUUACUGACACAGUGUUACAGUUUUUGGAACGUCAUUGCUGGUUACUGGCAGUAAUUGUGGAUAAAUUACAUAAAGAAGUUGAAGAAGAGAAAGAACUUGUGUUUGAAACCUCUUCACAUCAAAGCAUUAGUGCUAGAACAAAGAGCCUGGAGAACUUAUUCCAAAGUGAAUGGAUAGGAGUGCUGCAGCCACUGUUUAGUAGCAGUCCUGUUUUAACUGCUCUGUCAUCUGUGAUUAAGCCAGAAGUGUUGUGGGAAUAUUUUCAUUAUCUACAGAGAGGUAGAAACUGGACUCAGUGUGCUACUGUACUGUUUUGUUUGCCAGAUUCUCUUAUGCACAAUGAUCCAAAGCUUCAAUUAUUUAGAGAUAUGGUUUUAUUUGAACUCUCUUCAAAAUUACUUUCAUCAGAUUAUCCAGAGCCAUGGCUGUUUGCUAAAUACAUUGGAGACAUAUCAAGACAAGCAAAAUGUGUACUUAAAAACGUUUUUCAGUGGCCUGGGAACUGUUGUAUUGAAAUACUGAAAACAGUGCUCGGAGAUUCUACCAGAAUUCUUGAUCCACAGUUAAAAUCUCAUGUUACUGUUAGGUUGCAGGAGAUAGAAGUACAUGACAAGGUUCUCAGAUGCUUCCAAAAUAGUGAUAUGAAAACAUGGCAUGAUGUCUGCAGGUUAUCUGAAAGAAAUCCAGAAUUUAUACUUGAUACUUUGAUUGAGAAGAGAGAGUUUCAGAUAUGUCGACAGUGGGCUGAAUAUCAUGGUAUAGGAAUGAAAAUGCAGCAUUUGAUAGAUUCCAGGUUUCUAUUGCUCUACAUACACCCUGAGCCCUCGGACUUUGUAUCAUUGAAGAUGCUACUUCAGUCUUUAGAGACAUCUCAUGCAAUUUCCAUAUGUGAAGAUGUACUGCCUCAUUUGAAAACCAUUGUUGGUUUGAAGUUUGUACUGGAAUUCUUGAUGGAAUGUGACCUACCUAAGGAUACGGAAUAUGAGUAUAAAUUGAUGCUCUUAAGUACUGACAUGCUGGGAGCACUUUCUGCAGCAGAGUGUUCAGCACUCUGGGGCCUUGUUGGACACCCUCAUUUAAUUGUAGAACAGUUGUUGAUGAAUACGCAGUUGGGGGCUUUGGAAAGAGCUAUGGUUGCUGCAAAACCUGGUCUCUCGUCCAUUCCACCUUCAUUACCUGCAUCGGAGCCAUCAAUUGAUAAGUUGUUGCGAAGGUAUGCCUCAAAAGCACUUGACACAAGAGUUGGAAAUGCUGCUAGACUUAACACACUAGGUGUUCCUGUAGAGGACAGAUUACUGGUUUCAUUGGCUUCCAUCUCCAGCCAGAGUGAAGAGUUUGUGGUGCCUGACAGAGUGCCAAAGAAAAGUGAAUGGGUUCCAGAUGAUGAGGUCAUCCAGUGCAUGUCUUGUCAUUCAGUAACAUUCUCAAUGUUCAAUCGUCGUCACCACUGCAGACGCUGUGGACGUGUUGUGUGUGCAACUUGUUCUUCCAGAAAAAUGAGGGUUGAAGGAUAUGGAAAAGUAUCAGUAAGGGUAUGUGAUGCCUGUUAUGCUCAGUGUCAGGAUGCUUUUGAGAAAACUGAAGCUGGAAGCUCUGAAGAUGGUACUUUCAGCUCUUCACUUAGGGCAGAAUCAGUGGCAGAUUUUCCAUGGAAAUUGUCUGUAGAAGAAGAUUACAAUUCCACAGUGAGAGAAGAAUUUAAUUACGAGCAUGCACCAAGUGUAAGCUUAUGCUUGGCUAUUCUGAAACUCCACUCUGAACAAGAGGCCCAUACAAGAUUUCUUCUCGAUGCUUGUGACAGAAUGCUACAUCUUCUGCAGCCAAUAUCACCUGGAACUGUGAAUCCUGAAGUUGAUCACACUAUUGUUAUUAGGAUGGUUAAGUCGCUAGCAGUGGCAGCAAAAGUGACAUUAGCUGGCCGUCAAACUCCAGAACUUGUGGCCUGUUGUGAUCAGGUGCUAAGCUGUGUUGACUUAUUAGGAAUGCUAGCAGCAGCUGGUCAACCCUGCCUACCCAUCAGCACUUUCUGGGGUCACCAUAAAUUACGUGCUCUUAGGAACCAUCUAUUGGCUGAAGAGCUAUGGCCUCUUGCCUUAGAGGUAUCUACAAAAUGUGGGCUUGAUUGUACUGGAGUGUGGGCUGCUUGGGGGAAGGCCAGCCUUCGUGCGGGGUUUUGGAACGAUGCACGUGAACACUUUGCCCAUUGUUUAAAGGCUGGAUCACGCCCCCCAAGAGAUCCACCUCUGCUUAUGGAAAUCAUCAGUAUCCUGGAAGAAGUGUCUCUGGGCCACUCUAAUAACUCCUCAGAAUCUAGCAUCAGACAGUUUCCUGUGGAUGACAACUCUGUCUUAAAUGCUCUUGCAUCAGUGGAUGACAUUUCAUCUGGCAGAUAUAUGCUGUCAGCACCUGCCUCAAAUACAGUCUUCAUUGGCCCCAAAAUUGCUCACAAAUUCUAUGAGGAGAGUAUUUUUUACCUUAAACAGUAUGGCAGCCAUUCUGGUAUUAUUUCAUUCUACCUAAGGCAUGAUGAUGAAACUGCUGCUCUGUGUUACACACAGGAGCAGAAAGUUGAUCCUGAGAUAUUUCUCCACAUCGUUUACAUUCCUAGCCUGCAGAAAGGAACUGUUUCUUCUUUGCAUGGUAGAAUGGAAUGGAUGGAUAGUUCUUUGUUGCAGUGGAAGCCUUAUCUCUGUCAUAUUUGUCAUCAUCUUGAAAAGCGAGGUUAUUUAAAUGUUCUGUAUCAACUACAGAUAUUUAUGAGGGAUUAUGUGCGUGCUGCAAUGACAUGUAUUCGUUUUUAUCACGCUGGUGCCAGGAGCUAUACUGACUUGGCAAAUAAUGUAAAUUAUUUGGAGCAAGCAAAGAAACAUCUUCAAAAUAGCCUGUCAGCCUUACAGAACACUAAUGUCAGUACAGUUGCUAAAUCUCCUCCGAAGAGAAGACUUUCAAAUAUUCAACCACCAGAGGAAAAAGUGGGACUUCAGCUUGAUUCACGAGAGCUUCUGCGUCACAUAAAAACGAUAGAGAGGCAACUGGAAAUAACAAGAUUCUUGCACAAGUGUGAGUGUGAUGGAAGACCAGUACCACUCAUUGUGACAGCUAUACUGGGCAGUGGUUCAUCACCACCUCUCUUAUUUGGCAGUUCUACAGAGCGCUGUCAACUAGCUGCUCUGCUACUGCUUGCAAGUCCUACUAUUGAGGAAGUCUUCAGUCUCACACAAAGGAUUAUUGAUGAAUAUCAUUUGAGACCACUCACUGUUUAUAGAAUUGUGUGCAGUAAAUAUGCAGGAGAUUCAUCUGUAAAUUGCAUUGAAAGACUUGUCAACUGUAUUAAAAAUACAGAAAAUUCAGAGAGAUUUGCUGUAUGUGAUGAAGUACUGGUGCUCUCAGUGAAUAAAUUAGUAGAAAAAUCAUCAGUUACAGAAGCUGAAUCUCUCAUAAAACUGAUUACAGAACCUGAAAGUAAGGUUUCAGGAUACAUACUUUGUCACCAGCUGAAGUCAGCUUACCUGGUAGCAGUGAAAUACAACCGAGUAGAUGACGUACUACGAAUAAUGCAAGAAGCACAGAAGCUGGAAAAUACUGCAGUGCACAAAAUCUGUUUGAAGUGGCUUAAUCAGCAUGGGAUAUUCCCAUCUGUAGAUCCAGUAUAAUAUGUUUUUCAGAAUAUGAGUACUGGAUCCAGAAGAUGGAAAAGAUUGUAGAGUGACAUUUCUCUUAUCAUCAAUAUAGUGUUUCGUGCUGUAUAUUAAACCUGUGCUUUUUGUGUUUGGCACAAACUAUGUGAGAUUUCUUAAUUUUAUAUGCUAUGAAGAAUCUUCUUUUUGAGAUUUUGGAAGAGUGAGUGUGAACAUGAUAAGGCUAGUGAAUAUUAUUAACUCAUGUUAUAACAUGUAAGAAGUACUUACAGCAAUUAUGUUUGUAACGAAAUGUAUUUUGUUAUCCAUAUCUUUUGCUUACAAUUUAAAAUAUUUUUAUAUUCAUUGCAAUCAAAUAAGACUGCAUGAUUCCAAUAAAUUGAGGUUUUUGUCACAUCUUA
Molecule: messenger RNA, 9164 nt
Organism: Schistocerca americana (American grasshopper)
Lineage: Eukaryota; Metazoa; Arthropoda; Insecta; Orthoptera; Acrididae
Gene: Sptz
Product: zinc finger FYVE domain-containing protein 26
Exons: 37
Coding region: 112-8778 (2888 amino acids)
Biological process (GO): double-strand break repair via homologous recombination; mitotic cytokinesis; regulation of cytokinesis
Cellular component (GO): centrosome; lysosomal membrane; midbody
Molecular function (GO): metal ion binding; phosphatidylinositol-3-phosphate binding
Source: RefSeq, a predicted model, not a curated record